CUGAUCGGUUAUUCUUAACCGAAACCAAAAAAGAAAGAAAGAGGAGAAUAUGAGACUAACCCUUACUUCAUUUCUUACAUUAUUUUUGGAGUUGCAGAGUUGCAGGGCUGAGCCUUCUCUCAACAACCGAAGCAGAUGACUGAUAAACCCUCCACCAGAACCCGGACGGACAAACAUUGCGAUGGAGUAAGGUUGUUUGGGGAACUAAGGAGAUCUGGUGAAAUGGAGGACAGUGCGUCUCCUACGAGAAGAUGGGAGGAUCUGGAUACGGAUAUUUUGGUGAAGAUUUUUCAGUCUUUUGAUGUGUUUGAGUUAACUUCCGGGAUAGCUCAUGUGUGUAGUGGUUGGCGUUUGGCGUGCUGUGAUCCUCUGCUAUGGAUGACGCUGGAUUUGUCGAUGAUGAAAUCUAAUUUCAUUAAAAUUCCGUUGGAGCCGUAUGUUUAUGUGGAUGGCCGAUCUGAUAAGCUGUUGACUCGUCUCUUGAAGAUUUCAAUGAGUCUCAGCCGGGGAAACAUUACGACCUUGAUCUUCCAUUUCAAUUUGUAUGUGAGCGAUGAUCAGUUGACUUAUACUGCUGAAAGGUCCCCAAAGCUGAAACGACUAGUUUUGCCAGCUUGGAACAGAAUUAAGAAGACAGGAAUCUGCAAGGCCAUUUCCUGCUGGAAGGAGCUUGAAUCCUUGACAAUGCCUAGCAUAGCGAAUCCCCCAUACUUCAUAGACGAGAUCGCAAAGAACUGCAAGAACUUCAAAGAACUAAAGAUCAUGGGUCCUUGUGAUAUCUUCUUUGCUUCAACUCUAGUUGCAUAUCUUCCUAAUCUGAAGGUUUUAAGCCUCAGGUGCUCAAUGCUCCUAAGGGAGGCUCUUAUCAUGAUCUUGGAGGGCCUGCCGCACCUUGAAGUUCUGAAUAUAUCACAUUGCCUUCUUGUCGACGUCACUCCACCACCUGUAACUAAAAGGGUUUUAAGAGAGAUUGAUCCUUUUAUCCUUGAGAAGGCGUCCCGACUACGCAGGUUUUUGACGUGCAUGCAAGACACCUGCGUGAUGUGCCAAAGGACGAAAACUGACGAGGGGAUCUUGAGGUGGUACAAGUAUGAAGAAGGGCUAUGGCAAGAGGAUGAGGUGAGCUCCCUUGCUCAUUGAUCAGAGCCUGAGAACAAAACUGUAAUGUAGUUGUUUAGAAGCUAUAUCUUGUGUAAUCUUUGCCUUUUCGUGAUUGUAUUGCUGUAUGACACAAUAAAACUUACUUCCAUGGACAUAUAAAAUGCCUGAUGCUGUGUUACUGAAUAAUUUCUGCGUUAAUAACUGUUGUAUAAUCU
This is a messenger RNA of Fragaria vesca subsp. vesca, 1316 nucleotides long. Its product is annotated as F-box/LRR-repeat protein At3g48880-like. Lineage: Eukaryota; Viridiplantae; Streptophyta; Magnoliopsida; Rosales; Rosaceae. Gene Ontology annotation, molecular function: protein binding. The record is from RefSeq and is a predicted model, not a curated record. The coding region runs from base 136 to 1140 and encodes 334 amino acids. The transcript is spliced from 3 exons.